UGUAGCUUCUUCAAACAAGCAAAUAAAUGAUCAGCUACCCAUCCGUAUGGGGUACUCUUUCAAUUGUGAGCAUACAACUACAAACAAUCAGGAAAUAUAGAAUGACUCGAUAUUAUAUUCAAAUAAUUUCAAUUGUCUUCUUCUAUUUUUAUCAAUGUCAACAAUACAUUCCUUAAAUUAUCAUAUUCUUCUUGAUAUCUGUACUUAUUUAAACCUUGAAGAAUUUAUAAAUCUCACCAGCACUUCUAAAUAUCUUCAUGGAUUACAUUUUCAUGAAACUCAAUGGAGGAAACUGUGCUGGCAAGAUUUUAAUCUUAGCUACAACCAUCCGAAACAGAGUUAUCUAGAAUUGUAUAGAAAUUGUAAAGAGAUAAUAAGCAGUGCCAUAGGUAAUAGGUUACCAUGCGAGCAUAUAUGUUCAAUCAGUCAGCUUUUACUAUUCAAAGAAAACAAUCCUCCUACAGACAGCGAACAUGACCACGAUAAUCACAAAAAGGAUUUUGUAUAUCGGAAGUGCGAAAAAUGUCAAGCAAUGGGCAUUAGCAAACUCUCCAUGUGUUUAUUCGAGAACUGUCAUAAAACCUUUUGUGAAAGACAUGCUCGUGAGCAUCACCUACUAGCUGACAAAGCCAAAAAUCACGUUAUAUUUUACAAGCUGAAUAUGUCUGAGUUGUUCUGUCAAUUGUGUAUGGAUUGGCUCGGUGGAAAUGAUGUAGACUUGGCAGAGCAAUAUCAGGCUUCAUUAAUAUCUAAUCAUUGGUUUGAGAUUCUCGCACAGGCUUACAAACAAUCAUGUAAGAGAGGUCGAAUUGAACAGCUGCCAGAAUUAAUGACAAUGGAAAACGACAACCGCUGCACUUUUAGCAACAACAAUUGGGAUAGAGAAAAUGAUAUAUACUCGGAUGACCUUGCUCUUUUGAAAAGUACUGAGCUAUUGAAGCUGAAGCAAAUUCGGCAAAGGGAAAGGUCUCUCUUAACAAACGGGACAUUCCCUUACCCAACAUUGAGUAGUCAAGAUUACUGUUUUAUCUCUGCUGAGUGGAUUCAAAGAUGGGAACUAUUCGUAGAAGGGAAGCUCACCAAAGCUCUUACAGAUGAACCCAUAGAUCAAGAAGCAGCGAUGGCUGGGAUUUUGGAGUUGGAAAGCCAACGGUCUGUGUAUGUGUUGCCAGGUGUUGUGCUUGUUUCUAAUAAACUGUGGGAUUACGUUUCCAAUACAUAUGCUGUUAAAGGUCAAAAAAUUACAGAAGGUAAGGAAUAAGCAAAAGGAGCAUAUAACGCUAAUGCUUCAUAAAUGUAUAAUUAUGUUGGAAAAUCUUUAUAACGCUCUGCAAUUUUAAUACGAUACAAACAUAGACGAUUUAAAGAGUCGAGCAACAUGCAGACUAUUCCUGAAUAGACUUAGGAUUUGGGGAGAAAGAUUUGAAGCAUACCGUUUGAAGUCAAUGCAUUGACUUGGCUCUCUUCUUGCCUUCUGCAAC
Mycotypha africana is the source of this 1481-nucleotide messenger RNA. RefSeq lists its product as uncharacterized. The record is from RefSeq and is a predicted model, not a curated record. The transcript has 3 exons. Gene Ontology annotation, molecular function: protein binding; cysteine-type deubiquitinase activity; zinc ion binding. Bases 155 to 1261 code for a protein of 368 amino acids. NCBI's taxonomy places the organism in Eukaryota, Fungi, Mucoromycota, Mucoromycetes, Mucorales, Mycotyphaceae.